AUGGUGUGUCAGCCAACUGAAGAACAACCUCAAUGGGGUGACUCUAUUGCUAGUCGCUCUUACAAACCACAAAACAAAGCGUUGUCACAUACCAAUCUAAUGAACAACUACUUCAACCCCAACUCGGUGUACACAGAAGAAGAUUUCAGACAUCGCUUCCGGAUGAGGCGUCAUGUCUUCAAGCGUUUACUUCAUGAUGUCCAAUUGGUCAAUCCAUACUUUCGACAGAAGCAGGACAGAGCAAGCUGCCCUGGUUUCUCACCUCAUCAGAAUGUUACUGUUGCACUCCGAAUGAUGGCCUAUGGCUCCCCAGCUGAUUCGAUGAAUGAAACUUAUGGUAUGUCUAAGUCUACAUGCCUUGAUACUCUUGAACAAUUUUGUGACAUAAUUGUUCAGGUUUACUAA
Messenger RNA from Pyrus x bretschneideri (Chinese white pear), 405 nucleotides. RefSeq lists its product as uncharacterized. NCBI's taxonomy places the organism in Eukaryota, Viridiplantae, Streptophyta, Magnoliopsida, Rosales, Rosaceae. The record is from RefSeq and is a predicted model, not a curated record. The transcript has a single exon. Bases 1 to 405 code for a protein of 134 amino acids.